Penicillium alfredii is the source of this 480-nucleotide messenger RNA. Its product is annotated as SDR family oxidoreductase. Gene Ontology annotation, molecular function: 2,3-dihydro-2,3-dihydroxybenzoate dehydrogenase activity; oxidoreductase activity, acting on NAD(P)H, oxygen as acceptor. The transcript has a single exon. The record is from RefSeq and is a predicted model, not a curated record. Lineage: Eukaryota; Fungi; Ascomycota; Eurotiomycetes; Eurotiales; Aspergillaceae. Bases 1 to 480 code for a protein of 159 amino acids. Gene Ontology annotation, cellular component: intracellular anatomical structure. Gene Ontology annotation, biological process: siderophore biosynthetic process.
AUGGCGAGAAAAGUGAUCGUUGUGACUGGGAGUGCUUCAGGUAUGGGCUUCGCAACGGCUACAGCUCUUGCUAAUAGUGGAGUCCAUCUUGCACUUUGGGAUAUCAACGGUAGUAAGCUUGAGGAGAUCGCGAAGUCCUUGAAAGACCAAUAUUCGGGAAAUACCUUGGCUCAAACCGUCGAUGUGUCGGACCGCGCUGCUGUCAAUGCCGCCUUAAUUGAGGCACAGCAUCGGCUCGGCGCCAUUAAUGCGAUUGCGAACUUUGCGGGGACUGGCGGUCAUCAAUUGGGAGUGGAAUCGAUCUGGGAGACAGGCCCCGAGGAGUUCGAGUUUAUCACCAACCUGAAUAUCAGGGGUCUUUUUAGUAUAUUAGGCGAAGCUUUGACUCCUAGGUUUCUUGGUGAACUGCAGAGUGUUGUGCAUAUUGCGAGCAUGUUCGCUACCCGAGGUUACAAGAACGGGGGCAGUUUUCGCUGCUAG